AUGGGCUAUCAUCCUAAAAUAGGUAAGAUAGCAAAAAUAGUCCUAAUAAAUAAGGGUGGCAGGACCAACGUCGAUCGCUUUAAGCAGUUCAGGCCUAUUUGCAUAUGCUCUACUCUCGGCAAGGCCCUAGAGUGCCUAGAAGUGCAACUGUUACAGAAAUAUGAAGCUGAGAUUCCAAGCGGUAGCAGACUGAAGAUAGAUUUGGAAAAUGCUCACGGCUAUAAGAAAGGAGGAAGCACAGCGACAGCAGUAGAGUCGCUGAGAGCACUGACCGAAGAAGGGAAAAAGAAGAAUAUGUUUAUGGCUGGUGUAUCCAUUGAUAUGUCUAAUGCAUUCAAUCUAAUCAAGCACAGUUGCGUGGGACAAGCGAUCGGGGAAUUCUCCCCCUCUCCUGUGGUCAACCUACUUUGUGACUAUCUAUAUGGUCGUGAGAUAUAUUACGAGAAUGGACAAGAAGGCAAGGAAGGAGAGAUUCAUUUCACGAACUAUGCUUAUGGGACUCCACAAGGGGGA
Molecule: messenger RNA, 513 nt
Organism: Perkinsus marinus ATCC 50983
Lineage: Eukaryota; Perkinsozoa; Perkinsida; Perkinsidae
Exons: 1
Source: RefSeq, a predicted model, not a curated record